Molecule: messenger RNA, 1358 nt
Organism: Asparagus officinalis (garden asparagus)
Lineage: Eukaryota; Viridiplantae; Streptophyta; Magnoliopsida; Asparagales; Asparagaceae
Product: protein FLOWERING LOCUS T-like
Exons: 5
Coding region: 247-786 (179 amino acids)
Source: RefSeq, a predicted model, not a curated record
GCCUGUACCUAAGAUUAUAUUCACUAACUCUGUGGCAUGAAAUCCACUGCCUUUUGUGGGGACUCAAAGGGUGGAGAGGUUCAAUUACACUUCCUUUGAUGGUCACGCUUAUCAUUCUCUCUCGUCUAAAAGUAGAUUCCAAGUUUUCCAGACCUUCAUACUCCACCACUAUAUAUAGCAGCUCAAUUCUCUCCCAUUUUCCAUCGAUUGAGCUUCAAAGUUGGUUAACUGUUAGUAUCACUAAAGAUGUCAAGGGAUCCUCUUGUUGUGGGAAAUGUUGUUGGCGAUGUCUUGGAUCCGUUUCUCAAGUCUGCGUCACUACGGGUAAUAUACAACAACAAGGAAGUUACGAAUGGUUCUGAGCUCAAGCCAUCAAUGGUCGUGAAUGAGCCGAGGGUGGAUUUUGGAGGGCGUGACAUGAGAACACUUUACACCCUUGUGAUGGUAGAUCCUGAUGCGCCUAGUCCAAGCAAUCCGACCAAAAGAGAGCACUUGCACUGGUUGGUGACAGACAUCCCAGAAACAACUAAUACGAGUUUCGGAAAUGAGAUUGUGUCCUAUGAAAGUCCACAGCCAACAGCAGGGAUUCAUCGAUUUGUGUUUGUGCUCUUCAGGCAGAGUGUUCGACAGACUAUAUACGCACCUGGAUGGCGUCAAAACUUCAAUACCAGGGACUUUUCUGCACUUUACAACCUUGGACCGCCUGUUGCUGCCAUAUACUUCAAUUGCCAGAGAGAGAAUGGUUGUGGUGGUAGAAGGUACCGACCAGGAAGCGGCUGGCUCUGAUGAUAUGAUAUAAAGUUUUAAGUUAAUAAUAAGGUUAUCAUCUAUUUAGAUUCAGUGUCAAAAAAGGGCAGGCUCGAUAAGACCCAUGAUGCUUUCUUCCUCCUUAUGGACCGGGCUUCACUACUUGCAGAAGUUUGCCUUUUCUUUUCCUUUUUCUUCUUUAAUGCAUGUGCCUAAAAUCAUGUAUAUUUUCCCUCAAAUAUUUUAGGCAGUUAAGGGAAUGUAAUGCAGUAAUAGUUGUGUCAUUGCAGUUUCUAAAAGCAAAGUACAUUUAGCAUUGUGCGAGUCCAAGCUUAGUUCACUAUGACAAAGCACAUACCGCAAACAUAGUUUCCAAUAAAAUCAUGGCUCUGAACUCAAUUCCAUUGUCAUGAGGGGUAAGUAAUAUAACAGAAAACACAAUUAUUUAUCAUUUAAAAGAGAAGAAAGUGCAUAAUAAGACUACAAGUUGUGCGCUCUGUAACAUAGUUACUAAUCUUCAACUUCAGAGCUCACAUAUAAAAUUGAAGAAUAAUUACGCAAUUGGUGCGCUAGAGGAGCAUAGGCUUGGAGAAAAUAUAUCCAAAUAAUAA